Messenger RNA from Symbiodinium sp. CCMP2456, 1764 nucleotides. NCBI's taxonomy places the organism in Eukaryota, Dinophyceae, Suessiales, Symbiodiniaceae. The record is from the annotation of a GenBank genome assembly.
AUGUUCGGAUUUGUGGCAUUUCCCAGCAUCGUGUCAGAGCACGAGGCUCGCGCGAGCCGUGAAGAUGUCACCAAGCACUUUAGCGUGGCGGGCGCUGCCAUCGGGACCGCGCGUCCGCCCCUGCUUCGCGGGGAUGAUCAGCUGCUGCGCCGUCCUAUCCACAACCAGAGCGAUGCGAGCACGGGCGUCUUGGUUCGGCGGCGGCACGGGCGAGGUCUUCAGACGGUGCAAUGGCGAGAGGAGGACCUUCGACAAGAGGGCUGGAGACCUCUGGGCACUUACCAGGAUGCCUCUGACCCCGAACAUGGCGAGGCAACCAUUUACAUAAAGGACGAGGCUGUGCGAAUUUGCCACAGCAUCUACGGACCCGUCCCUUGCAGUGACGGCGUGGUCUUGCAGCACGAUGAUGACGAAUACAGCAUUCAGAUGAACGGUAUGCGGGGGCGGAUUGAUACCGAGGGCUUUCAUUGCAGCGGCUACCUGAACCCGCUGGUCGCCGCUCCACCGCCCUCGUCUCCGGAGCCGAAGGUGAGCCGACAGCCGGUGACAUCGGCGUCCAUCACCGAGUCCGAGCUCCAAACGGCUUGUCGCAACCUGGCGACCAUCCUGGGCAAGGACUUCGAAGGUAUGAUAAAUCCAGGGAGCGCCUCAAACGCACUCCUUUCAGAGAUCAGGGCUAUGGGAGAUGACUACGGAGGCUUGGCCUUCGAGGCCGAUCGGCAGCGCGAGGAAAGUUCCAAACAACAGAUUUUGGGCAAACAGUCCCUUCGACAGCUUCGCCGGCAGAUCUUCGUUCCCGGUGCUGGCCGUUUCUUUGUUGAGGCUGCCUAUGACAGCUGGCGGCGCAGCAGAACGUACGAUGCCUUCCCACCGCAGCUCGUGCGCUAUGUGCUCCGGCACCACGCCUUCUGGGCAGUGGCUCGGAACGCUCGGCGUUUGGACGAGGUCGAGGAGGCGGUGCAGGCAGAUGCGGCAGAACUGAAGAACAAACCCAAGUUCUUGCUUCAACGCAUCGAGCAGGAGCGGAAGAAGAGGCCUGGGAAUGCCUUGCACAGGGCGCGAAAGGACAAGCCCUUCGAGCACCUGCAGAGGAUACCGCCUCUGCCUGUCCCGGGAAAACCCUUGGAGUUUCGCGUGCUGUCAACUGCGGGGCAGGUUCGUGACGCUGCAGAAAGGUUGAAGAACUGCGCGGCCACUUACAUUCCCAAAGUCGUCGCGAAGAAAUUCGCCCUGGUCGGCUUGUUUCAAAAGCAGAAAGGUGACAGAGACAAAAUGUCGGAAAUCAUCGCCAUGGGUCAGCUCUUCGUCGACAUAUCCAAAGAUGGGAGCAUCGUCACGACCUGGAGGCAAAGAGUUCGGACGUGCAACACAUCGCUGACAAAUGGGCAAAGAAAGCACUUCAACCGGGCAGCGCGGGGGUUGGCCAAGCUGUGGACAAAGGCCAUCGAGGACGAGAUAGACAGAGUCUUGCCAAGGCAAGUAUCAAGCGGGAGAGCGAUCGCAGAGUCGGCGGACCAAACUUUAUCGGCUAUUCGGCGCCUCGGCCGUCCGGGCCUUCAGCUCGCUCUGCGGAAGCUUGCCAUGGUCAUCGACAGCGAAGGCUACACCCCGGAGUGGAAAAGCCUCGCGAAAGGCUUCGUGCAGCAUGUGGUCCAAGUCAAGCCUCCUGUGACGGGUACCAUUCCUGAUGUGAUCAUAGGGAGUUGUCUCGCUAUCGCCGGAAUGGCCCAGGAUUCCAACUUGCUGCGGACCAUCAUGAGUUAA